Molecule: messenger RNA, 1265 nt
Organism: Schistocerca serialis cubense
Lineage: Eukaryota; Metazoa; Arthropoda; Insecta; Orthoptera; Acrididae
Product: general transcription factor II-I repeat domain-containing protein 2-like
Exons: 2
Coding region: 7-678 (223 amino acids)
Source: RefSeq, a predicted model, not a curated record
UCUUGGAUGAUAUUACAGAAGAUGAGUUCCAGAAAUGUCACCAACAAUGGCAGAAGCUCUGGAAAAAGUGUGUGCAAUCAGAAGGGAACUACUUUGAAGGAGACAACACUAAACUUGACUAAAACGGGUGAAGAAGAUGAGGGGUGUUGCGAAAGGACUCUCAGAGCUAGUUACAAAGUUGCUCUACGUUUAGCAAGAGCUGGGAGGCCAUUUAUGGAUGGGCCAUUAAUAAAAAACAUUAUGUUGGAUGUAGUAGAGACAAUGAAUCCCACAUUAGCUCCUGCAUACAGCAGAAUACCACUUUCCGGAAUGACAAUACAUCGGAGAAUCAACGACAUUGCUGAGAAUUUGCAUGAACAACUGGCAGCCAAAAUUGAAAACUUCCUAGCGUACUCCAUCGCACUUGAUGAGUCCACGGAUAUUAACGACACGGCUCAGUUAGCAAUAUUUUUGCGUGGCGUGGACGAUGACCUACAUGUAACGGAAGAGCUCCUGGAUAUGAUUUCAUUGAAGGACACUGUUACAGGGGCAGAUAUUUUAGCAGCUGUUGAAAUGGCAGCUGAAGGAAUAGGACUCCCUUGGGAAAAGCUGUUUUCCGUAACCACAGACGGGGCACCAGCAAUGUGCGGUAAAGCAAAGGGUUUAUUGGACUACUGCGGAAAAAACUCAACAUGCUGAAUUUACCUUCUGUUCAUUGUUUGGCACACCAAGAGGAUCUAGGUGCGAAAGUUAUUGGUCUUCAAGAUGUGAUGCAGGUAGUGGCGCGUAUCGUGAACUACAUUAGUUCUCAUGGACUCACUCAUCAUCAAUUCAAAGAAUUUUUGAUUUCCUUUGAAGAGGAGUAUCCAGAUAUUCCCUACCACGCUGACAUGUGCUGGCUGAGUAAAGGGAAAGUGAUUUCCCGAAUUUUUCAACUACGCCACACUGUGGCUUAGUUUUUGGGGAGCAAAGGACGUCCGGAGCCACUUUUUCAUGACCCCGAAUGGGUAGCUGAUUUAGGAUUUUUAGCAGACAUUAUGGCUCUCUUAAGUGAUUUAAGUCUGAAACUCCAAAAAGAAAACAAUCUCAUCAACGAUAUGAUCAGCAAAAUAAACGCUUUCCAGUAUAAACUGAAGCUCCUCAAAAAACAACCUUUCAGAGAAAAAUACACAACACUUUCCUGAACUAGGUAAGCGAGAUAUAAAUUGAACCUUUAUUAAAACAGUCUGAUUUUUAUAACCGCUCUAAUCAAAAUGGUACUAUGUUUUUAUUUGACAGCAUCUGUG